Messenger RNA from Rhagoletis zephyria (snowberry fruit fly), 1170 nucleotides. The record is from RefSeq and is a predicted model, not a curated record. Lineage: Eukaryota; Metazoa; Arthropoda; Insecta; Diptera; Tephritidae.
CGACUUCGAUCUCGCAAGGCGACCCUGGAGGAGAUUCAGACCUGUCACAGUGAGUCGUACACGCUGCUCUUUGGCUCCAGUCCGCACAACCGCCACAAGAUUGACCCGGCCCGUCUCACCGACCUGCCCAUCAAGAGCUUUGUGAUGCUGCCCUGCGGCGGCAUCGGCAUCGACUCUGACACCACCUGGAAUGAGAUGCACACCUCGGGGGCGGCUCGAAUGGCCGCCGGUUGCGUCAUUGAGCUGGCCACCAGGGUGGCACUGAAGGAGGUCAAGAACGGCUUUGCCGUGGUUCGCCCACCUGGCUCCCACGCGGAGUACCAGCAGCCGAUGGGCUUCUGCUACUUCAACUCGCUGGCCAUCGCCGCGAAGCAGCUGCAGUCGAAGCUCGGCCUGAAGCGGAUUCUCAUCGUCGACUGGGACGUCCACCACGGCAACGGCCUCCAGCAGGCCUUCUACGAGGACCCGGCCGUCCUCUACCUCAGCCUGCACCGACACGACGAGGGCCAGUUCUUCCCGGGCACGGGCGACCUGGCGGAGACGGGUGCGGGGGCUGGCACUGGCUUCAACGUGAACAUUGGCUGGAGCGGGGCGCUCAGUCCGCCGAUGGGCGACGCGGAGUACCUGGCCGCCUUUCGUACUGUGGUCAUGCCCAUUGCCCGCCAGUACGACCCGGAGAUUGUCCUGGUCGCCUGUGGCUUUGACGGCGCCCGUGGGCACCCGCCUCCGCUGGGCGGGUACAUGGUCUCGCCGGCCUGCUUUGGGUACAUGACGCAGCAGCUGAUGACGCUCGCUGGUGGGCGGCUGGUGAUGGCGCUUGAAGGAGGGUACGAGCUGACUUCGAUCUGCGACUCUGCCCAGGCCUGCGUCAGCGCCCUCCUCGGCGACCCGAUCGCCCCGGUGAGCAGCGAGGAGGCGAGUCGGGCGCCGGUGCCCGUCGCCGUCGACCUGCUCAAUCGCGUCAUUGCCAUUCACUCUCCUCACUGGUCGAUUCUCCGUCGGUACGCCCACCUGGUCGGCUGUGACGCCAUCGAGGCGGCGAGGAAGGAACGCGAGGAGUGUGAGACGGUCACCGCCAUGGCUUCGCUCACCAUGAAACACGUGCAGAGCCCCGAAUCGACGACCGUCGAGGUGGAGGAGCCAAUGGAGGAGGACAACAAUGACAAGUGA